UCUAUGAUGUACAAAGGAAGGAGGGGUCAGAUGUGUAUUUUUGUAUUGAUUAUUUAGUGUGUGAGCCAUAGUGCGACAUUGUUCUGAAAAUUUCCUAAUAUUGUAUCGUCAAUUACGUUGUAUUGUUUUUUUUUAUCAUUAGUCAUUUGUAUAUUCAUCAACACCGAGUUUCGUCCUUUUCCGCCGUUGUAACAAUUGUUUCAAUAAAAACCAAAAAAUGUCCAUCUGUACGUUUUUGGGCAAGUACAUUUUAUACUUGUUCAACUUACUAUGUCUCAUCUCGAGCGUCUGUAUUUUGUCGAUCGCGUUCAUCAUCUACCAUAAGUUCUACAAAUGGUCAAAUUUUGUCAACACAGAAAUUACCACUACACCAAUUUUACUCUUGUUCAUUGGUCUUGGCCUAUUCCUAAUUUCUGCCAUUGGUCUAUGUGGUGUGCUUAGAGAUAGUGGAUGUCUUUUAACACUGUUUUCUAUACUGCUUACAAUUGUCUUGAUUGGAGAGCUAAUUUUAUCUGGUGUUGUUUAUCAUAUGCGAAAUGAAAUUGAAACAUAUGCUUUGAGUCAAAUGAACCAUACAAUUUCUACUUAUAAUGUAACUGGCCAUAAUACGAGUACAGAAGCCUGGAAUUUGAUACAAUCUGAUAUGGAAUGUUGUGGAGUCUAUGGACCAAAUGAUUGGAAGCCAGUUAUACAUAGCGAUAAUCUACCUAAAUCUUGUUGUCGUGCGAUCCCAGUAAAUGGAUCUUGUACAAAAAUUGAUUCGUACCAAGAUGGCUGUUUUGCUAAAUUUGAAACUAGUGUUCAGGAAAAUAGCCAGUUAUUAAUUUGGACUGCCAUUGGAUUUGCUUUAGUUCAGCUAUUUGCUGUAUUUUUGGCAUGUUGUCGUAAAUGUUCCAUACAUGAAGAAUAUGAAACUGUUUAAAGACAGUGUUUAUUACCUUAUCAUUUAAUUUGUUUCUGAAGUUCAAGAAAUAAUAAUUAAAAGUUAAUCUUAAUUCCAUUUUUAUAUUUGCUUAGUAUUCAUCACAACUAUUAGACCUAUUAUUAUUUAUAAUUAUUAAU
Molecule: messenger RNA, 1062 nt
Organism: Sipha flava (yellow sugarcane aphid)
Lineage: Eukaryota; Metazoa; Arthropoda; Insecta; Hemiptera; Aphididae
Product: 23 kDa integral membrane protein-like
Exons: 5
Coding region: 218-922 (234 amino acids)
Cellular component (GO): membrane
Source: RefSeq, a predicted model, not a curated record